This is a messenger RNA of Drosophila mauritiana, 1697 nucleotides long. RefSeq lists its product as uncharacterized. The record is from RefSeq and is a predicted model, not a curated record. The transcript is spliced from 3 exons. Lineage: Eukaryota; Metazoa; Arthropoda; Insecta; Diptera; Drosophilidae. The coding region runs from base 173 to 1537 and encodes 454 amino acids.
UUCAGACCAUCCACGACUGGUCACACUGAGGGAGCACCAAAAUGUUUUUUUGUUUGUUAUUCAAUUAAGUUGACCUGCUUGAAACCAAACAGAAAACAGAAGAGAUCUCUCGCUCCAGCUAUUUUAACAGACCCUGUAUCCAGAUUCGGACGUGAGGAUCGCAUCCCGGGCCAUGGCUUCCGAGCCGGGAUCCCUGAUCCUGCAGCUGGACGACGACUGUCUGGCCCAGAUUUUCGAUCGCUUACAGGACCUGCCGUCGGAAGUGUCUUUCGCGAGGACUUGCCGGCGAGUGCAGUACAUAUGUCUGGGCAAGUGGCGCACCAGCCGUGCCUACGAGCAACUGGAUCUGGAGAAGUGGCGGGUACUGUUGCCCAAUCAUGAAGACCUGGUCUACUUCCUAACCCAAAUGCGUCCGUACAUCAGAGAGAUGGGCGGCAGCAGUUGCCUGUGCUCCAUUCUAAAGGAUCUGGACGAAAUGCACAUUGCGGAGCUGCCCAUGGUGACCAGCUUCUACUACGACCCAGACGGCGUCGAUUGCUAUCCCACAAACCGGAGCAUCCGUAAGCUGGCCCGUCUGCUGCCGGGCUUGAAAAAGUUGCGCCUUACCACACCCAUCGACGGCCGGUACCUGUCCAACUUCCAGCACCUGCAGGAACUCCACCUCUACGAGGACCAGCACAAGGCGUUUGAGCUGCAGCAGAAGUACCUGGACGAGGUGUGCCGCAAGCUGCAUGAUCUUCGGGUCCUAGACAUUAGGACGUACGAUAUGAUCAGUAAACUUCAGCUGGGAAACUGCCUGCAGAGCUUAAAGAACCUCACUGAUCUUAAGCUCAAUCUGGCCACCUUGAAACCCAUUCUACCCGCCGUGCUGGAGCUGCCCUCCCUCAGGAAACUGGUGGUGCUGCUGGACAACGAGUGGCAUAUCCCCCCGCUGGUCAGUCCCGAUAGCUAUGACCACAAGAUCCGCGAGGUCAGCGAGUUCUACGAGAUCAUGGCUUUCAAGGCCAAGGACAUCGUCGGCUUUGCCGUGGACGGAUACUAUAUGCCCCUGGAACCGGGCUGGGAUGAGGAGCUGCCCAUCUGGACGCAUCGCAGGCUAAAGCGCCUGGCCAUUUGCAGCUGGACUCAUUCGGCAGACUACCUAAAGCGCUACACCUGUAUGACAGAGCUGCAGCUGCUUUGCUUGCGCAACUGGAAUGACCUGAGUGACGAAAUCCUCUUAGAAUUCGUGGAACUCUGCCCAGGACUGGAACACCUCGACGUAUCCUACUGCCGAAAUCUGACGCCAACAUUUUUGUCACGCGCCUUGAGUAUUCUUAAGCGGCGGGAGCCGUACAAGCAGAAGCCGGGAAUUGGACGGUCGCCACCUCUGAAGCUCUACUACGAUCUAAGUGGCUUUGAGGACUAUGUGGAUAGAGCGAACCUGAAGAGCUCUUUGGAAUAUAGAGGAUAUAUUGUCUUCACCGCCGACUUUCCGGUCGACUCGGAACGCGGUCUGAGCUUUGUGGACCGCGGCUACCAAUUUGAAUUUCACUGACAUCAAAAUAUGUAAAUAUACAAGCGUAGAUUCAUACAAUAAUUUAUUAUUAAAAUUUAUGUUGCACAAAGUAAGCCAAAUUGGAUUCUGAUUUCAAAGUUUGGAGUGAUUCAUGCACACUUCAGUGUUGGUUCCUAAGUAUAUCAUUUAGACGACUGUC